AGACGGGAACAUUGCGUUGGCCGACGCUCCGCCUCCUUCUGGGCGAGGGAUGAUUGAGACGUCGCGGCGGGCGAGAGCCAACCACUUGUGGUCUAUGCGGCAGCAGUCAGACACAGCCUGAGGGGUGAAAUGGCCCGUGCAGUCAACAUAUCUCCAUUCGCUUCUUAUACAGUCGUACCAAUUACCUCGGCAUGGCCACCGGACGACUUGAAAGCCGAUCGAGUUCAACUUGCCAGUUUCACGACUGGAAAAGCUCUGCUAGCCAUUGCCAUUCUUGCAAUGAUUAUUAUGACAACGGUCGGCAAUGCGCUGGUUUGCUUAGCAGUUUUACUGGUACGAAAGUUGAAACAUCCUCAAAAUUUUCUUUUGGUCUCACUGGCAGUGGCGGACUUUUUCGUGGGGCUCGUUGUGAUGCCACUUGCACUGAUUGACCUUCUCUUCGAUAAAUGGCCACUUGGAAGCACCAUGUGUUCGGUGUACACAACAUCCGACCUAACGCUAUGCACUGCUUCAAUUGUGAAUCUGUGUGCAAUAUCAGUUGAUAGAUAUCUGGUGAUUUCAAGUCCACUUCGGUAUUCUGCAAAACGAACAACUAAACGUAUCAUGAUGUAUAUUGCCUGUGUAUGGAUCAUCGCUGCCAUUGUGAGCAUUUCGUCGCACAUUAUCGCAAAUCUUCUGAACGACGGCACUUAUGUCGAUGACACGGGAACUUGUCAGGUCAUCCCUCAUUUCAUCUAUCAAAGCUAUGCUACAAUUAUCUCAUUCUAUGCGCCAACAUUUAUCAUGGUCAUCUUGAACAUCAAAAUUUGGCGAGCAGCAAAACGAUUGGCAGCUCAAGACAGGUUGAUGUCUCACUGUAACUCUGUGGAUGCCUCCGAACGGCCACGAAAUGGAUCAGCUGAGACAAAGGAUUUCCUGAAUGAGAAAGAAACAAUUGAUGUUCCGAAAAAAGAGCGGGCCAAUUCAACAAACUCGAGGCUUUUCAAGUUGGAACGUAAAUAUCUUCAUCGACCCAGUGCAUUCUUUUCGGCUGCAAAAGGACCAUUGAUUCGGCAGACGGAGAAAAGUGAAUGCAAAGCCCGGAAAACAUUGGGGGUCAUCAUGUCAGUGUUCAUUAUUUGCUGGCUCCCAUUCUUCAUUCUUGCCAUAUUCAAGUCUUUCGGCAUGUGGAUCCCGGAUUGGUUGGAUCUGCUAGCACUGUGGUUAGGCUACUCAAAUAGCACAUUAAAUCCAUUGAUCUACUGCAAGUACAACAAAGAGUUUCGAAUACCAUUCCGUGAAAUGCUUGCUUGUCGCUGUGCUACUUUACAGACUGUAAUGCGACAACAAAGCUUCACCAGCCGCUACGGACCUCCUGUUCGCUACCGAACCCAAUCUUCCAGCUAUCGACCGCUUCUAUCUCGACGCAAUGACAGUCACGAAGCAAGUGACGUCUAGCACACUACACAUUAUGUACCAUUUCAUAAUUUAUUAACUAUUUUUUUCUCAUCUGAUUUAUUCUCAUUUUCAAUUUGUCGGUACACAAGUAAGGUUACGUGACUUUCCUCUCCCGUUGUAUAAUGCUUCUCAUGCUUUCUAGCAUUGCAAUUAUGUGCAUUUCAGAAGGUGUGUGACACCUAUUGCCUCAACUUUGUAUAAAGUUUUAUAACUUCUGAAUAAAUGUAUUGGA
Messenger RNA from Caenorhabditis elegans, 1669 nucleotides. It is a transcript of the gene ser-7, whose product is annotated as G-protein coupled receptors family 1 profile domain-containing protein. Gene Ontology annotation, molecular function: G protein-coupled serotonin receptor activity; G protein-coupled receptor activity. The coding region runs from base 130 to 1437 and encodes 435 amino acids. The record is from RefSeq and is marked reviewed. Gene Ontology annotation, biological process: G protein-coupled serotonin receptor signaling pathway; G protein-coupled receptor signaling pathway; signal transduction. Gene Ontology annotation, cellular component: synapse; membrane; plasma membrane. Lineage: Eukaryota; Metazoa; Nematoda; Chromadorea; Rhabditida; Rhabditidae. The transcript is spliced from 7 exons.